AUGGCUCCCCAUGUCAAACGGAUCGUGGGAAUCGACAGCUCACUCAACAUUAUCGAGCACUUCAAAAAGGCCUACACACACAUUGAGUCGCGUGUUGUCGAUUGCCGACAACUAGAUCAAGAGUCCGACCUCACAACCGGGAGUUCCGACAAGCUCUUUUUGAACGCUGCCGCGCUCAAGCCGGGCGGUCUUCUGGUCAAUGAGUCUGGUGCGCUAGGAAAUGUGGCCGGAGUGCAUUCCGGAAUUAUCGGUGGUCUAUUCACUCGGGGUGGGCUUACCUGGGUCAAGGGCGAGGUCCAACUCAGACAGACAACGUUGACGGAGAAUGAGAAGGGUGGUGUUGAAGGAUGGAUUGGUCUCUUUAGUGAGCCCUUUCUUGAACUCCCCCCGACGACUGAAGCACGCGACGCAGCCGUCAAACACGCCGUUGAUGUUCUUGAAGCUGUUGGAAGAAAGCAGCAUGAUGGUUCCUUGACUGCCAAUUACACUUGCCUUCGCUUCGUUGCUCAAAAGCCAGAGUAA
Penicillium samsonianum is the source of this 522-nucleotide messenger RNA. Its product is annotated as S-adenosyl-L-methionine-dependent methyltransferase. NCBI's taxonomy places the organism in Eukaryota, Fungi, Ascomycota, Eurotiomycetes, Eurotiales, Aspergillaceae. The record is from RefSeq and is a predicted model, not a curated record. The coding region runs from base 1 to 522 and encodes 173 amino acids. The transcript is spliced from 4 exons.